AUGUCUGGGGUGGAUGACAUCGAGGGCCUCAUCACCCAGCUCCGUGCCAAUGGAGCAACGGUUCGACGAAGAGCGAUGAAGGAGAUUCUGGAGAUCGUCGACAAGGAUUCUAACCGAGUCUCACUCUCCACGAUGGGUACAGGGAAGCAGAGCGUGUGGGUGCGGCUGAUAAAGAACGCCAAGCUCGCGGUCGACAAAGAGGUGGCCGCGGCGGACAAGAGAGGUCGGGACCCGAGAAAUGACGAGGCGGACUGUUUGUGGAAGCUCGUCCGACUGGCAGGCGAGAAGCCAGGGCAGUUGGGGGCCGUGACGGAGACCUUGCUUGGGCACGUCGUAAGCGUGCUCGAAGACGACUUCGCGAGGAAGGCUUACGGCCAGAUCUACACCCAGAUCCUCUGCAAGAUUCUCGAGCGCACCCAGCGCGAGUACAUCGUGGAGUACCUUCGGCUGCACCUCCGCAUCGCUCGGGCAGCAAGAGAGGGCUGCGCCGAGGGCGACCGGGACCCCAUCUUCGACGCCGUACCCACGCUCUACAGGCUCCUGGUGAACGAGCAAGAGAUCGCCGGGGCGGUCGGAUCCGCCGCCUUGCAGCUGCAGCAGCGACGCCGCGGGGGUCCUGGCCUGUGGCUCUCCCUCGAGCGCCGCGGCCGCGCGCACCUGCUGCUGUGCGCCGACCUCGUCCGGUGCUACCGGGAAGAGCAAGACGCGCUGGAAGAAAAAGAAGAAGAAGCGGCGACGGGGGGAGGUGGAGGGAGUUCCGCGGGCGAGGCGGCGUCUUACGCCGGGGUGCGUGGCAAGAGGAAGUCCAACCACCCGGAAGCUCGAGAUGGUGGUGGUGACGGAGGGGGGAGGAAGCGGCCCCGUGCGGUGGACCCCUGGGAGGAUAUAAUGGGGGCACUUAGCCCGCUUGACGGGGGGGGGGGGCUGUCUAGCAUCCCCGGGGGUGGUAGGAGCGGCAGGCGGUCGCCCGCGAACAGCGCGGGCGGCGGGUCCUCCAGCGGCGCCGGCGCCGGCAGCGGCUCGGUCGGGACCACCGCCGGCGCCUCGAAGAGCCCCGUGCACGCUCUCCCGUGGCUGCAACUCCUGGCGGCCGUCCUGGAGGCAUACCCCGAGGGGGGGUGUUGGUGCCCGCAGAACACGGCAAAGGAGCUGGCGCGAGCGGUGUCCGCGGUAGACAACCAGCUCAAGUCCAUCGCCGACAGCUCCGUCCACCUGUGGGCGCUUGUGUGCCUCCUGCGGGCCGCAGAAGCGUCUGGCGCGCACAUGCGUGGUUGCCGUGGAGGCGGCGGCGGCGGAAGCGGCGGCGGCGGGGGAGGCGAAGCCGGGGUUCUUGGCGGCGGUAGAGUGAAGCGGGCGGGGGCGGGGGCGGGGGCAAGGGCGGCCGUGGAAGUCUUAAACGCGGCGUGGCGCUCGGUGUGGGCUACGCUGCUCCGCGCAGACCUGCGGUUUUCCAACCCCACGGCGCGGUGCGAGAGGGGGGGGGUCGGGGAGGCGGUGGUGGCGGUGCUGGGAGCGUGCAUGCGGGAGCGGCUGGUCGAGCCCGGGUUCGUCACCAAGGAGCAGGACCGCAUUUGGGCGCUGCCGUUGUUUCGGGCGCCCGCCGGCGCGUCCUUCUCGGCGGAGGCGUUUCGUCUGGUGACGGCGUUCCUUCGGCGGGGUGACCUGCUGGAAGGGCGGGACAACAUAUGCGCGCAGAUGCAGAUGCACCCUGGUCCUGGUGGUGCCGUGGCUCCAGACACCGCCGGCGCCGGCGCCGGCGCAACCGAAUCGGACGGAGACAACAGCGCCGACGAAGCGGCCGCGGGAAAGACUGGCGGCGUCAAUGGCGGCGGCCGCCAGACCAGGCGUCGCUGGCGCCUGCUGCAGUACAUUCUCGGGUGGGUGGAAGGUGCCGCGCUUGAGGGCAGCGGCGGCGGAGGCGAUGGGGGUGGUGUGGCUUCGCCGGAGGCCGAGGAGGCGCUGGCCGCCGCCACGGUCGCCUUGGUCGCCGUCACUUGUUCGGGGCCGCCGGCGGCGGCGGAGGAAGGUACCGGUGCUGCUGCCGCCAUCAGCGGCGGCGCGACCGCAAGCUCAAGAUGCCCCCGCCGACCGUUUCUCAUCGAAACCGGCGACACUCCUUGCCCGCUCCUCGACGCUGGCGGCGGCGCCGAUCGAGAAGCCCCGGCUGCCGGCGGCGGUGGCGGCGGCGGCGGCGGCGUUGCUGGCGGGGGCGGUGGUGCCAUCGCGGACGGCGUGUGGGGCGGCGCGCUUGACGAUCUGGGACCGUUUAGGCGGCGCCAUGGUGGCGAAGGGGAAGGCGCCGGGGGGGGCGCGAGGAAGGGAUGGGCGGCGGCCACCGCCGUUGCCGUGUGGGGGCACGGGAGGAGGGGCGGCGGCGACGACGCGGAGCUCCCCGCCUACGUCGAUUUUAUGACCUCCACCCUGAAGGAAUGCGAACCGAGGGUAGAAGCUUCUUCUGCCGCAGCGCUCCAAGCGGAGGCGUCGCCCUUGUCCGGCAGGACAAGCCUGGAGACCGGUGUCCUGGGCGGCGGAGGGGGCGGCGGCGACGGCGGGAGCAACAUGGUGUCUCGCGAAGACACGGCGGCCAUGCACCGCUUGAUCGCCCGCUGGCUCCGCGCGGAGGUGGCCAGGCUCGCUCGCAGGGCUGCGGAGCCCAUGCUCCCGGUGGAGAGGGCAAGGGUGGUCCGCGCGCUGCUGCACUCGCUCGGUGUUUUUGCGGUAUUUUUCAGCCAUGCCUGCGAGGCUGGGGUGGACCACCUCGACCUGCAGUCCGCGCUCUGGGCGUCGGUGGCCGCCAGCGUGAAGGCUCUCGAGCACACCGCGAGGGUGGCGGAGUACGCCACCCUCUGCGAGGGCCUGGCACGGCUAAAUCGCGUCGUCCGAUCCCUCCUGCACCGGGCGGCGGGCUGCUCCUCCUCCGACCUGUCGGAGCAACGCUGUGAGCUGCAGGGCGGGGGAGGAGACGAUUAUGGGUCGGCGUCCGCACUGGGGGAGGUUCUACGCUUCUGCUCCAAGAUGGUCAAAGACUGGCACAGAGGAACCCUAACAGCGGAACCCUCACCGGCCACCAUCGCCGCCGCACCGGGACGGUCGAGCUAUCGUCAACGGGGUGGUGGCGCCGGCGGCGGCGGCAGGGGUAGUCCGUCGCUCAGUAGCGGCGGCGGCGGCGGCGGGCGGGGCGCGGGGCAGUUCAUGGGAAGUCGGCGCUCGCGCGCCACGGCAGGCGGCGGUGGCGGCAGCGGCGGCAGCGGCGCGUUCUCCGAUGACGAUGAUAUGAUGGACGACGACGGCGACUCGUUCGGCGGCGGCCGGGGCGGCGGCGGGAGCGGCGGGAUCGCCGGCGGCGCACGAUCCGGCGGGGGCGGAAAUGGGUGGGAAGGAGCGAGCGGCAGCGGUGGAGGUGGUUUCGCCGCCUCUCAGCACUCGUCGACGCAGGGCGGUGGAAGCGGCGGCGGCGGUGCGGGCGUUGGGAGUCGCCACGGACGGGCCGGGGAGAGUUUUUUCGGGGAGGGCAAGGAACCCGAGGGCGCCCUGAAAGGGGCGGUGGUGUGGUGCGCGCGGCUCUCCCUCGCGAUAAGCCCGCACCCGUCCACGGCCCGCCGGCUGUCGCAGGUGUUCGAGAAGGCGUACGGAGGCGGGCUAGUCGACGAGGCGGAGCUGUUCGCCGUGGCACGGGCGGCCGCAGAAGUGUUCUUCACGGGGGAAGACGAGGAGGAGGAGGAGGAGGAGGAGGAGGACGCCGACGAAGAGGGAAACAACAAGGAAGGCGGCCCGAGAGGGGGAGGGGGGGGAGGGCUCUCUCUGGUGAGAUCGGCCGUGAAGCUCGUGGUCACCUACGCGGACGAGGACGACCGCUCCAGCGGCUGGCUGCUGCGGCUCCUCGGGGUCGUCCAGCAGACGGUGGUCGCCCGCGGCCAGCAGGGAGGGUUCCCCCUGACCCCCAGGGGCGGCGGCAACGACAACAACAGCAACAUGGGGUCGGCCGCCGGCGAGGCCGAGCGCGACUGUCUCGCUAGGCUCGCGGCCUCCGUGUUCAAGGACAAGCUCGUGGUGGCCGGCGCGAAGCACAGCCGGCUGGUCCGCGCGGCCCAGGUCUCCGCCGCCCGCGCCAUCUUCGACGCCUUCCCCGACGACGGGCUGCGGGACCGCUUCGCGUCGCUUGUGUUCCGGAGGACGACGGACCUGGACUCCGGGGUGCGGUCGGCCGCGGUCGGGGCGACUCGCAUCCUCUUCCGCCGGUUCUCGCCGGAGAAGCACGGCGCAAUCUUCGCGACGGUGCUGGGCAGGCUCCCGCCCGUGGUUGUGGUAGACGACCGGGUGGAGCUCGAGGAUGACGACGACGACGACGAGGGCGACGGGGAGGGGGCGACGACGAUGCUGGCUUCCGAGCAGGCGUACGCGAGGCUCUCGGCCGGGCGGUCCGAGAACGAGCGCCGGUACUUCGUCGUGUGCCGGCGGGAGUUCGAAGCCACGUCCCUGGUCACCGUCGCCGACAUGGCCGCCUCCAGCGCGAGGGUCACGCGGGCGGCGCUCUACCACCUCCUGCGGCGGUCGGUGAGGCCCGAGCUCGCGCCGGCGGUGCGCCGGCUGACGGAGCUGCUGGCGCGAGGCCUCGGGUUCGGCUCCGGGCCCGCGCUGCUCAGGGAGCACCUGAUGUUCUUCGUCUCGGAGUGGCUGACGGACCGGUCGUCCCUGGAAGGGUUUCCAUUCGAGCUUCUCCUGGAGCAUUCCGCGCGGGCGGGGAGGGGGCGCGCGCUCCGAGCCUGCGCGCACGUGGCCGUCCCGCUGGCGGUCGUGCAGCUUUCCCGGAAGGACCGCCUGCGGGAGGUGCAGGCGAUGGCGGGGGAGCUGGGCAUGGGGGCCACGGACAACGGCGUGGCUCGCCUCGUCAGGCUCCACGUGGCCGACAUCAAGGCGGUGUACCUGCCCCUGCUGUACACCGGGGACGGCGGCGACGGCGGUAGCGCGUCUGGAAACCCGGGAGCGGGGGACGCGAGCCGGGACAGAGCGGUCGCCAACGAGGCGGACGGGUUCCUGCAGAGGGUCAUCGACGGGGGAAAGGUCGGCAAGACCUCGGACAACCUGCAGACCCUGGUCCUCCGGCUGCUGGACAUGGGGGCCGUUGAACCGUUCGGCGCGUUCGGGCGCCUGACCCUCAGGUCCAUCGCGGACACCCUCGGGCAGGUCGCGAGCCAGCUGGGCGCGGGUGGUGGCGGCGGUGGCGGCGGCGGCGGCGGCGGCCAGCAGCGAGCGAGCGGCUCCGGAGGGGCGGGGGCGGCGGGCGCCGCCGACACCGGGGACCUCCUGAGGCGGGUAAACUUCGUGGAGGUGGUGCUCCACCUGCGAGGGCUCAUCGCGCGCGCGAGGGGGGUCGAGGCGCAGCGGCGGGUGUUCGACAUGCUGGAGUUCGUGGUCACGGAGGCUCGCGCGGAGGAGGACGCCAGCUGCCUGUCGUCGACGGAUGAUGAUGAUGACGACGAAGAUUCCGUGAGCGACGAGGAUGACUUCGACCUCGUCCCUCGGCGGCAGGGUGCGGGGAAGAAGAAGAAAACGGUAGGUUCGCGGCGGGGGGGGCAAAAGAGCGGUUCAAGCGGAGGAGGAGGGGGAGGAUCAGGUCGACGGAGCCCGAAUCCGCGCGUUGGAGGCGUGGGGAGGAGGGCACAAGAAGAGGAGGAGGAGGAGGAGUGCGGGCGUGUGGCGACCCUCGUGCUGGGUCUGCUCAAGUCGCUCGUGGUCGACUCCCCGGCGUCGAUGACCGGUCUCGUGUCCCGCCUGCACCCCUUCCCCGACGAGUCCUCCUUCUCCCCGGGCCUGCAAGCCGUCUCCCGGGCCCUCGCGACGAGGAAGGAGCUGGAGGCCUUGAGCUCCCCGGCCAAUGCCGCCUCCUCCUCCUCCUCCUCUACGGCGGCGUCUACGCCGGCGGCGGCGGCGGCGGCAGAGGUUUGGCAAGCCGCCGACCGACUGGUCGAGGGGACGGCCGGGGAAGGCGGAGCAUCGUCGUCGACUUCGUCGUCAUGCCGCACAGCGGGGUCUCUCCUCGCCAACCUUUCGCACCUCAGAGCGGCGCUGCGCCGGUGGGAAGGCCUGGCGUUGACGGGGGCCGGCGGCGGCGGCGGCGGCGGCAGGGACUCCGAGGACCCGCUGUCGGCGCCGAAGGCGCUACUCUCGAGGGGGGUGGGCGCAAACGAGCGUCUCCUGAAGGCCAGCCCGGCGGAGGUCCAGGCGCUCCUCGGCCCCUUUACCUCCAGGCUUGCCCGGAUGAACACCGCCCGCAUGGCGGCCCGCGUGUGGGACGGCCUGUUCGGGGACGCUCGCUCGAGCGGUAGCGAUGGAGGAGCGGGCGGGGGGCGGUCGGUGUCCCCCCCCGGGUCAGCGCUCUCCGACGGGGUCUGGACGACGGCGGGGAAGACGUUCCCUCAGUGGGUCUGCGGCGUAACGUCCGCGCUCUUGCUCGAGUGCUACGCCGGGGUGACCUCUCGGUGCUUCCAGAACGCCGCUUCCAAGGGUGGCGGGAGCGACGACCAGACCUUCCCCCCGCACCCCGCGGCGGCGGCGGCGGUGGCGGCGGCGGCACCACCACAAGGGCCGCAGCUGGAGGGACGGGACGAGAUGCUGGCGCUGUGCUACGCGCUGUGCCGCCGGAAGUCGGAGCUGGCGGCCUGCCUCCUCCCGGCGAUAGUUUACGACCUGGUGAGGUCUCACGACGACGAUGAAACGGGAAACGGCAAGGGCGGCUCCGGUGCCGCCGGAGGCGGGGGUAGCGACAACAGCAACCUGGCCGCGACGGAGCUGUCAGCGGCUUUCCGCAGGCACCUGUUCCACCUCGCCGAAGGACGGGAAGAGGGAGAAGACGGCGGCGUUAACCCGCAGGCGGCCGCGCUGGGCGUGGAGGUGCUCAACUUCCUGCGCGGCCGCCAGAUCGCGGCCUUCCUCCUGCACCACCAGCAACAGGGCCGGAGAAACAGCGGUAGCAGUAGCCGCAAAGGGAAGGCGGCGGCGGCGGCGGCGGUGGCGGCGGCCGAGGAGGAAGGGGGUGGCUCCUGCCGCUGGCUCGGGUGGGCCGGGGAAGGGCGGGGGGACGACGGCGGCAGCGGGCUUCCGUUCGGGUACUACCUGGACCUCGACGCUCUCGGCGUCGCGAGGGCGGCGGCCCGGUCCGGCGCGCAGUGCUCGGCGCUGUUCUACGCGGAGGCCUGGAUCGAGGGGCGGUUCGGGGAGGCCGCCGGGAUAACGGCCUCGAGGUGGCGGGACCAGGGGGAGGGGAGCGGCGGCGACGGGUUGGACGGGGGCGGAGGCAGCGGGCAGCAGCAGCUCGCGGACGAAGAAGAAGAAGAAGAAGAAGAAGCGUGGGGGGGCGGGGCCGGAGCGGCGGAAGGAGGCAGGGAGAAGAGGGAGGUGGAGCGGCUGCUGCUGGAGGUGUUCUCGAGCCUGCCCGAGCCGGACAGCAUCUACGGGGUGCCGGCGCCCGCGGCCGACCUCUCCGCGCAGGCGACCGUGUACGCUCACGAGGGGGGGUGGGAGAACACCCUCCCGGCGUACGACACGCUCUUGCAGAGCGGGCACCAGCGGCCGCCGUUGGCGGCGGGGGCGGGAGGAGGGGGCGGCGGCGCUGGGUCGCUGCUGCUGCCACCGGGUAUCGGCCUGCAGACGGGCGUUGCCGCGUCUCUUCAGCGUAUGGGUCUGCGGCACGUGCUCGAGCACUAUCUGCGGGGCCUCCGCGUCGGGCCUGCGUCUCUCCGCGGCCUGCCCGACCUCGACGGCGAUCUGCGCGACAUGCAGUUCGAGUCCGCCUGGAGGAUGUCCGAGUGGGAUCCGGCUCUUUCGACUUUCACAAACGGUGCCGCCGACAACGACAACAACCGCCCGGCGGUGGCGGCGGCGGCAAUCGGCGGUGCGGCGGCCAGAGAUACCGCCGCCACCUCCGCCGCGGCGAGCAUCGGCGGCGGCGGUGGCACGGCAGACAGCAGCGGCAGGCCGGUCUUCCACGAGCAUAUCCUGCAGGCUCUGGGCUCCCUGCGGCAGCGGAACGCGUCCGUCUUCUCAUCGGCAGUGGGGAACGCCCGCUCCCUGGCCCUCGCCCGGCUCGGGUCCGGCGGCGGCGCCAGCCUGGAGGGCGGCAAGGGGCUCUACCCGUGCCUGGUCCAGCUGCAGUGCGUCGCGGAGCUGGAGGAGGCGUUCGAGGUGUUUUCGGCGCCGGCGGGCGGGGCGCAAGGCGGGCAGCAGGGGGGGGACGCUGUCGACGAUGCGGCGGAGACCCUGAUGGAACGGUGGCGCGCGCGGUCCGUACCCGUUGAGGAGCACUUCGAGUCGCUGGAGCCCGUCUUGGCACUUAGGGAGGCGAUGGUAAGGGUUCUGCACCACGAGAGGCCUGGGGUGCGCAGCCGGCGCUUGGUGUUGCGACACCUCCUUGACGUGUCUCAGUCGGCUAGGAGGGUCGGGCACCACUCCAUUGCACAGGGUGCACUUCACCGUUUCCUGAAAGUCAGCCGCGCGGACGUCAUUGCCACCCCUCCACCGUCGUCGUCGUCGUCGUCUCACCAAGCCCUUCGACCCGAGGACCGAGCCUCCGAGGCCAUGCGGUGCCGCCUAGCGGAGGCCCGCGUGUCGUGGGGGAAGGGGGAGACCGACUCCGCCCUGCGGGCGGCGCGGGCGGUGGCGACGCGCCUAAGGGCUCGCGUUGGCGGUGGUGGUGGGGAGGGGCAUGAAGAACAGCGUCUUUUGUCGGAGGCGCUGCGCUUAACGGGGGCGUGGGUCUCCAAGACCAAGAGCGAGAGCAGCCGGGAGAUCCUCGAGUCCUACCUCAACCCCGCGGUCGAGGCCGCGCUAGCCGGCGGCGGGGCGGCGUUAGCCGCCCCCGGCGGCGGCGGCGCCGCCGAUCACGGGGAUGAUGAUGGUGAUGGUGAUGGUGAUGGUGAUGGCAGUCGCGCCUUCGGUGUCGGGUGGGGAGGGGGCGGCGCGAGGCGGCUGCUUUGCGCCGCGCACUUCACGCUCGCGGAGUACCUGGCGGGCCUGUACACCUCCGUGAAGGGGCGCGUGGAGAGCCCGGAGUGGCGGGCGGCGGGGCGGGUGUCGGAGAGCAGGGCGCGGGAGCUGUCGUCUUGCCUUAAGCAGCUGAACGAGAUGAAGCGGUCCGGCCGCAAAACCCUGGGUGUGGACGGAGACUACACGAACCUCUACCGCUACGCCGCCACUCUCCGCAAGGAGGAUAACCUCGAUCGGGAGGAGCGGGCCGGCGUUGAGAAGUCGGUGGGAAAUUUUCUCACCAGUGCCCUGCGGAACUACGGCAAGGCGCUCGCGGCCAGCAGGGAGCCCGACCUGCGAGCCGUGUUCGCGGUGGUAUCGUUGUGGUUCAACAACCAGACGGAUCAAACAGUGGACGAGGAGAUGAAGGAGAUCACUCGCACGGUGCCGAGCUACAAGUUCAUCCCCCUGACGUACCAGAUCUCGAGCCGGGUGGGGUCGGCGGACGACCCGAGGUUCCGUGCCUGCGUGCACGGCCUCAUCCGAAGACUCUGCCUCGAGCACCCACACCAUUCCCUCCUGCAGCUGCUGGCCCUGGCCAACGGGGAGAAUGUCAGCGGCGGGGGGGCCACGCAGUUCAAGCAGAACGUUUCCACCGAGAAGAUCCAGGCGGCGAGGGGGCUCGUGGAUGGGCUCAAGAAAGUCGACGCACCAGGGUCUUCUACAGCGGCGGUUGGGGGUGCCGGGCCGGCGGCUUCACUGUCCAGCAUGCCCGCCCUCGUGUCGGGGCUGGAGCGACUAGCGGAGGCGUACAUCGACCUGGCCAUGGUAAACACCACCAAGUUCCACAACAAGAAGACGGGCGGGAUCACCUUCGCCGAAGCCGUGCCCAAGGGCAAGCCCACGCUAGACCGCUGCCUGCGCGAUCGAGGCUCGGGUCUGGCGGCGGGUUCUCGGGGUAGAGGGAGCAGCGAGAGCAGCGGCGGUGGGAGAGUCAUGCCGGGGGUCGUGACGAGGCCCCCGGCGGUGAGGCCGGACGCGGACUAUCGGGGAACGCCGACGAUAGCGGGCUUCCAGAACUCUUUUUCCAUCACGGACAGCGGCAUUCACCGCCCGAAGAUCGUGCACUGCGACGAUUCCACUGGGCACCGCUACCGGCAGCUGGUCAAGGGCGCGGACGACAUCCGGCAGGACGCGGUCAUGGAGCAGGUGUUUGCGACGGUGAACACUUUCCUGAGGGAAGACCCCGCCGCCCGCAAGCGUCGGCUGCGUGUCUUCACGUACACGAUCGUGCCCCUCUCGCCGGACUCGGGAGUGCUGGAGUGGGUGGAGGACACGAUGCCCUUCGGGUCCUACCUCACCGAUCGGGGGUCGGGCAGGGCGGGCGCCCACCGACGUUACUUCCCGAAGGACUGGCUCCAUGCCAAGUGCCGGACGCACCUCAAGAACGCGGUGGACAAACGCAAGGGGUACAAGGAGGUCGAGGACAACUUCCACCCUGCCUUCCGCUUCUUCUUCCUCGAGAACUUUCCGGAGCCGUUCGCGUGGUAUAACAGCAGGCUCACCUUCACCAGGAGCGCGGCGGUGAGCUCGAUCGUCGGCUACGUCCUCGGCAUCGGCGACCGGCACGCGCACAACAUCCUGGUGCACCAACGUACCGCCGAGGUGGUCCACAUCGACUUCGGUGUCACCUUCGAGCAGGGCAAGGCGCUGUCUACGCCGGAGACGGUGCCGUUCCGCCUCACCCGCGACGUCGUCGACGGCAUGGGCGUCACCGGCACGGAGGGCGCGUUCCGACGGGCUUGCGACGCCGCCAUGCGCGUGCUCCGCUCCGACGCCCCCAGCGUCCUCACCAUCCUCGAGGUCCUGCUGCACGACCCCCUCUACCGGUGGAUGCUGUCCCCGCUCGCCGCGCGGCAGCGGCAGCAGGAGGAGGAGAAGGUCGGCGGCGACGGGGCGGCGGCGGAGGAGGCGGCGGCGGCGAUGGUGGCGGUGGCGGGGGAAGACGCCGGGGUCGGCGGGGACGCUGCCCAGCGGGCGCUGGCGAGGAUCAAGCACAAGCUGCAGGGGUACGUGGACCCGAACGGGGACGCGAUGAGCGUGGAGGGGCAGGUGAAGCUGCUCAUCAACCAGGCGAGGGAUCCGGAAAACUUGUGCAAGCUCUACCCAGGCUGGGCGCCGUGGCUGUGAUAUUAUUUUC
This is a messenger RNA of Ectocarpus siliculosus, 11161 nucleotides long. Lineage: Eukaryota; Phaeophyceae; Ectocarpales; Ectocarpaceae. The record is from the annotation of a GenBank genome assembly.